This is a messenger RNA of Penicillium angulare, 471 nucleotides long. Its product is annotated as GNAT family N-acetyltransferase. The transcript has 2 exons. Gene Ontology annotation, molecular function: N-acetyltransferase activity. The coding region runs from base 1 to 471 and encodes 156 amino acids. NCBI's taxonomy places the organism in Eukaryota, Fungi, Ascomycota, Eurotiomycetes, Eurotiales, Aspergillaceae. The record is from RefSeq and is a predicted model, not a curated record.
AUGGCAUCCGCAGAUGAAAUUAGCAUCACAAAGCUGAAUAAAAAUGACUUUGAUGAAUGGGCUACCCUUUUCAAGGGCUACAUCGACUUCUACCGGGCCUCCAUACCCGAGGAGCAAUAUGAGAAGACAUUUCAACGAAUCCUAGACCCGGAAAGUGACUUGGAUGCUUUAGUGAUGAGAGAGCGUCAAGGGAAAUCUCAAAAGACCAAAAUGGUCGGCAUUGCACACUUCUUCCCUCAACAGACUCCGUGGAGCGAGAAACAGAUUAUGCUUUUGCAUGAUCUCUUCGUUGACCCAUCAUUAAGAGGCAAAGGCCUCGGUCGCAAGAUGAUCCAAGCCGUUGCGGACCUUUCGAAGGAGAAGGGCUGUCUUCGUCUGCAAUGGUAUACAAAGCAUGACAAUGUGCAGGCUCGUCGGCUUUAUGACACGAUGGCGGACGCUUCAUUUGUGCAGUAUCGGAUGGGCCUGUAG